Schizosaccharomyces osmophilus is the source of this 984-nucleotide messenger RNA. RefSeq names its product fatty acid elongase Elo2 (gene elo2). Gene Ontology annotation, molecular function: fatty acid elongase activity. Gene Ontology annotation, cellular component: endoplasmic reticulum membrane. NCBI's taxonomy places the organism in Eukaryota, Fungi, Ascomycota, Schizosaccharomycetes, Schizosaccharomycetales, Schizosaccharomycetaceae. Bases 1 to 984 code for a protein of 327 amino acids. The transcript has 2 exons. Gene Ontology annotation, biological process: very long-chain fatty acid biosynthetic process; fatty acid elongation, saturated fatty acid; fatty acid elongation, polyunsaturated fatty acid. The record is from RefSeq and is a predicted model, not a curated record.
AUGUUGAAAAUCCACCGACCUAGCAUUGACCAUCCAUUUGGACUGGAUCUGUGGUAUUUGUUUGAACAAUUAAGCAUCCGUACCACAGGAUGGAAUCCUUCAGAAUUUGAGUUCAUUCCAGGACAGACACCUUUAUCUCAAUGGUCAAGUGUCAUUGCAUCAAUUACUUUGUAUUAUGUGAUUAUCUUGGGCGGACAAGCGUUCAUGAAGAACCAAAAGCCCGUCAAACAACGUCGUUUGUUUCAAUUGCACAAUUUACUCUUGACUGUCGUUAGCGGCGGUUUGCUUGUUCUCAUGUUUGAGCAAGUGUUUCCUAUGUAUGUUCGCCAUGGCCUUUACUUCUGUGUUUGUAACUCUCGUCACUUUACUCAAAAACUUAUCACCCUUUACUACUUGAACUACAUGACAAAGUACCUUGAACUUCUCGAUACCGUCUUCUUGUUCUUGAAGAAGAAGCCCCUUGCUUUCUUGCACUGCUACCAUCACGGUGUGACCGCUUUGCUUUGUUUUACUCAGCUUUUGGGCCGUACCUCCGUUCAAUGGGUUGUCAUUAGCUUGAAUUUGUACGUUCACGUUAUCAUGUACAGUUAUUAUUUCUUAGCUGCUUGUGGACGCAGAGUUUGGUGGAAGCAGUGGGUUACCCGUGUUCAAAUUAUCCAAUUCGUCGUUGACCUUGUCCUUUGCUACUUUGGAACUUAUACCCACGUUGCUUACCACUUCUUCCCUUGGAUGCCCCACACAGGCGACUGCUCCGGCUCCUUGUUUGCUGCCAUUUUUGGCUGUGGUGUUCUUUCUUCUUAUUUGGUGUUAUUUAUUGGCUUUUACGCGAAUACUUACAUUAAGCGCGGUGCUAGAAAGAACGCUAAAAAAGCCGCCGGGAAGCCUGAUGAUACCAAGGCUUUGCCUUCUGCCUCUAAGGAAGCUUUGGCUGCUACUACUGCAUCCAAUUCUUCUCCUUUUACCGCUCGCUCCCGUAAGCUUUAG